Cylicostephanus goldi is the source of this 1092-nucleotide messenger RNA. Lineage: Eukaryota; Metazoa; Nematoda; Chromadorea; Rhabditida; Strongylidae. The record is from the annotation of a GenBank genome assembly.
CUGUGUUUAGCUGACUUUGUCACCGACCAGAAUGCUCACGUAGUAGAUGCAGUCUAUGCACCGCUCGUGGGCGGAUAUUGCAUUGUUUUGUCAGAUGGUCGCGCUGCACUACUCACGUCAUCCGAUUCACGGUUUCAUCCGAAUAGUGUUCUCGGUGUUUGGGCGCUAAAUAUGAAGGAUGCAACAUGCACCGAUGUGAAUCAUAAAUUUCGGCUACUAACGUUUGGCUGUGCGAAUGGAGACGUGGCUGCAUAUCAUCUGGAUGAUGCUGAUGGGUCACUCAUUCAAACAUUUCGAGUUGCCCUCAAGGUGCAGAAUGGCCCAGAUGUUGCCAAUCGGGUAGGCAGCGUAUCUGGAAUAAAAGUGCUGAGCAAUGGAGGUGCAUUCGUUGCCGUGUGGUCUUCAAAAACAAUGCACAGUAAUGGGUCCGAUACGGCAGCUCACUUACCUCCAACUUUAGCUGUAUUUACCCCAUUCGGUACUCAGACCUGGUGUUCGCUAGAAUCUGUCGCGGACAGCGAUGGCGCUCCCUCGAUAUCGUACACAUCGGUUGAUUGGGGGCCUGAAGGGUAUCAUUUAUGGUUGGGACGGAGCGACGGAUUAGCCAUUUUGCCUAUGGCCAGAUCGGCUGCGUUAUGUAACCCUAUAAUGGAUCAUGCAACUUACGUCGUAUUAAUGUGUAGCUCAAGAAUUCUCAUCAGCUCGAAUCGUGAGCGCGAAAAUAACGCCAGCGCUCCGCACGCUGUUUGGUCGACUCACAAUCCACCACAUGAGUAUGUCGCCUCAAACUGGCCCAUACGGUAUGCUGCUGUCGAUCAGGACUGUGCCAAAACUCUUGUAGUGGCAGGGCUUCGUGGCUUAGCACACUGUACGCUGCCGGCAGGCAGGUGGAAGAUUUUUGGCAACGAAAGUCAUGAAGCUUCGCUAAUGGUAACCGGUGGAGUGCUUGUAUGGAAGGGAACCGUUGGUACUGCGUGCUAUGAUAUAGAUCUGUCUCGAGAGCAGUUGCGGUUUUAUCCUCUGAACAAAAAGCUCGACAAUCGUUAUGCUUCAGUACAUAACUUGGAAUGUCGCGUGAUCAUGAUGUCUUUC